Cuscuta campestris is the source of this 1793-nucleotide messenger RNA. The record is from the annotation of a GenBank genome assembly. NCBI's taxonomy places the organism in Eukaryota, Viridiplantae, Streptophyta, Magnoliopsida, Solanales, Convolvulaceae.
GACGGCUCUACCUGCACUCGCGGCGCGGCUUCAUUUUCCUCCCCCAUUACAUUACCAUCUAUGACCCCGCUUCCUCGCCGGAGCUCAGGCCACUUUCCGGCCACCCUACUUUCCUAAUUCUCUAUUUCCACACACUUACUCUCAGCUCUUUCUAUUUUUAUUUGUGUUCCGACAAUAUCUGUUCUCGUUCUCUCUGAGCCCUGAAUAUCCGCAUACUUGCUCGCCGUGGGUUUUCUGUUGAAGUCCGAUGAGCUAGGGUAUAAAUUCCAGCUCAAAAAUGAUGGUCGAUGAAGUUUAAGAGCAGGAAUUUCUACUUUUUAUUCAAAAUAUACUCCGCACAUAUAAAUAAAACACAAGAUGUCAGUGACGGAGCUUAGAGAGCGGCAUGCGGCGGCAAUGCAGGCGGUCAACGAUCUCCGGGAACGACUGAGGGAGGAGCGCCGCCGCCUCCUUGACACCGAUGUCGCCAGUUAUGCCAGGUCACAGGGAAAAACUCCGGUUAGCUUCGGCCCGACAGAUCUGGUCUGUUGCCGGACCCUGCAAGGGCACACGGGGAAGGUGUAUUCACUGGACUGGACUCCUGAAAAGAAUCGUAUUGUCAGUGCAUCUCAAGAUGGACGAUUGAUAGUAUGGAAUGCCCUCACGAGCCAGAAAACACAUGCAAUCAAGCUCCCAUGUGCUUGGGUUAUGACAUGUGCAUUUUCUCCAACUGGGCAGUCUGUUGCUUGUGGUGGGCUGGACAGUGUUUGCUCCAUCUUCAAUUUGAACACUCCUCCUGAUAAAGAUGGAAAUUUAACUGUGUCCAGAAUGCUUAGUGGGCAUAAGGGCUAUGUAUCGUCAUGCCAAUAUAUUCCAGAUGAUGAGACUCGGUUGAUAACUAGUUCUGGUGAUCAUACAUGUUUUCUGUGGGAUAUAACUACCGGUCUAAAAACGUCUGCUUUUGGGGGUGAAUUUCAAUCUGGACAUUCUGCAGAUGUGUUGAGUAUCUCAGUAAGCACAUCAAAUACAAGAAUGUUUGUCUCUGGAUCAUGUGAUGCAACAGCCCGUCUUUGGGACACCCGGGUUGCUAGUCGGGCAGUUCGUACAUUCCAUGGCCAUGAAGCAGAUGUUAAUGCCGUCAAGUUCUUUCCAGAUGGCAAUAGGUUUGGUACCGGUUCUGAUGACGGAACUUGCAGAUUAUAUGACAUUAGGACUGGACAUGAACUUCAAGUUUACUCUCAUCCUCGUAGUGAUAAUGAAGUUCCUCAUGUGACUUCUAUCGCUUUCUCAAUUUCUGGACGUCUUCUCUUUGCUGCAGACUCUAAUGGAGCUUGCUAUGUAUGGGACACUCUCUUGGCACAGGUGGUUCUGGAUCUUGGUGCAGUUCAAAACUCUCAUGAAAGCAAAAUAAGCUGUUUGGGAUUAUCAGCUGAUGGGAGUGCAUUGUGUACAGGAAGUUUGGACACAAAUCUCAAGAUUUGGGCUUUCGGAGGGGUCAGAAAGGUGAUAUGAAGGAUGGCUGGCUUCUUCGUUCUUCUAUUUUGGAGACCUUUUAUUUAUCGUCAUGGAAAUGGUAACGGUAUGAGGCCGAAUCAGAGAUAUAAAUAAGGAAAAUUAUUUACGACGCCUCUGUAAUUCUUGUAGUAAUGCUUUGUCCAACCGGACGUUUGUUCUAUUAUCAACAACAUCAUCAUCAUGCCUGUUCCAAUUCAUAGAUUUUAAUGAUAUGUUUGGCUAUGUUCACGACUGCUAUACUAUUCAAGAUUUAACGAGUAUAUUCUGCAGCAUUAAAAAAAGAAAGAGAUUUGUCUUCC